GUCUCACCAAAGAAACCUGAGCGACGAAGAAAAACAGCACCGCCGCCGCCGCCGCUCACAUCCUCUCCGUCCGGCCAAAUCUAACUAACCAUAUCUUGCAGUAUCUGCUUGCACUGGCUGUACUUUGGAAAUCGCAAGACUCUCUCUCUCUCUCUCUCUCUCUGUAUGCAAGAUCGGGAACGAUGGAGAGAAGGAGUGUUAUUGAAUACUGACUUAUUUAUUAAAAUUACAUAGCUUUUGUGGAAGGCUAGACCAAGAUUGCUGAACUGAAGCUUAUAAGUUAUUUCGCAAGGACAUUACAAAACUACUGUGUGAUCAGAAUAAGAUGGGGAAAGAAGUGCAUUUUCCCUCUAAAUUUGCGCUGCAGAAGCGUUGCAAGAGAAACAAUAAAGGGGAAGACUACAUUUGUCGAUUGCCGGAUGAAAUCCUUGUGAUAAUUCUCUCUGGCUUGUCAAUGAGAGAAGUAGCCAGAACUAGCAUCCUCUCAAGAAGAUGGAGAUAUUUAUGGACAUUUUUCACUGGCAUUUUUGACUUUGAUGGUUCAGAUACACUAAUUCGAUUCAAAUGGAAUGAAAAGUCGCUUAAAUUUGAAAGGAUUAGAUUCAUAAGGUGGGUGAAUCAAGUGUUACGAUCACAUCAAGGUCCAUCUGUGGACGAACUCAAGGUUUGUUUUGACUUGGAUAACCACUAUAAACCCGCCAUUGAUGGUUGGAUUGAGUUUGCUAUGAGGAAGGAAAUCAGAAAACUUGAGUUGGAUUUAAAUGACGACUUUAGUGCUCUCCCUGUACAACGUGAGUUCUAUGCUUUUCCAUCACAUCUGCUCAAGAAUUUCACACUUGGUCUCCUAACAACUCUUCGGUUGUCAUAUGUAUCUGUGACUGGAGAGUUUCUCGAGUACUUAUUAUCUCAUGUUCCGUUGCUUGAGGUAUUAAGUGUGAAGUUUUCACCAGUUCUGGCAUGCUUUAGUGUCUCUGGGCCAUCACUGAAGCUGAAGUAUCUAGAGAUAAUCAACUGCAAGAACAUGGAAAAUCUUGAGAUUUCGGCAGAAAAUCUCGUGUCAUUUAAGUAUGACGGGCCAAAUUUAGGGAUUCCCUUUAAGCACGUACCUCAUCUUGUCGAGGUAUCAUUUGGUAUGAAAUUUGGCUUGUAUGCAGUUAAGUUUCUUCGCAGAUUCUCAAGCUAUUUCAUGCAACUUGAGAGGCUUUCAUUAUUUCUGGUGACAAAAGAGGCUCCAUUUGUCCUAGAUAUUCCUGAAUUAGGGAAUCUCAAGUAUUUGGAACUGAAGGUCUCACGCUACAAUCGACAAAGCCUCCUUGCUUGCAUUCCCCUACUUGAUGCGUCUCCCUUGUUGCAUGAAUUUAUACUAAAGGUUGGUUCCCGAAGAUCCACUUCCCCCGCACAGGAGAGUCUAGCAACGAUGUUUAAAAGAGUGUUGGGAUAUACUACCAGGAAGUAUCAAUACCUGAAGGUGGUGGAACUGGUGGGGUCUAUAGGGUCCGCAGCUGUUGAGUUUAUCACGUUCAUGCUUGAGAAUGUUGCAUCACUUGAGAAGCUUAUUGUAAAUCCUUGCAUAGCAUGGAAUGCACGAAUUUCACCUGAGUGUGAGCUCCAGUACAUUCCGGAAGAAUUAUUAGCAAGAGAGCAUGCUAUGAAGCUGGCGGCGGAACUACCUCUGGGGGUUGAAUUUGUGAUACUUUAACGCUAAAUUACCAUGGAUAUUACAAACAAGUAGCCUUUGACAGAGCUAAAUGGAAAAAAAAAGAUUUAUGUAGCCGUCCCCCAUUGAUUAGGACAUAAGGCUCAGUUUGAUUGUGGUGAUGUAAAUUGCGACUAGGUGGAUGUUGGUAAUGAGUUUAUUAUGUUGUGACUGGUAAAACAUGUUAUGUUUCUUGGUGUAAGAAUACAUCAUUGGGAGAUUGGUUUCCCACACUACCCCGGUUCUGGUUCAGGAAAUAGCCAUUGCGACUUUUAGCAUUUUUUU
Molecule: messenger RNA, 1981 nt
Organism: Rhododendron vialii
Lineage: Eukaryota; Viridiplantae; Streptophyta; Magnoliopsida; Ericales; Ericaceae
Product: F-box/FBD/LRR-repeat protein At1g13570-like
Exons: 6
Coding region: 326-1699 (457 amino acids)
Molecular function (GO): protein binding
Source: RefSeq, a predicted model, not a curated record